Messenger RNA from Cynara cardunculus var. scolymus (artichoke), 1524 nucleotides. RefSeq lists its product as uncharacterized. NCBI's taxonomy places the organism in Eukaryota, Viridiplantae, Streptophyta, Magnoliopsida, Asterales, Asteraceae. The transcript has a single exon. The coding region runs from base 199 to 1188 and encodes 329 amino acids. The record is from RefSeq and is a predicted model, not a curated record.
CGGUGGCGGCGUGGCGGUAGACAGCGAAGAAGAGUCCCAAUACGACAGCGGAAAAUACAUUCAUCAUCUCUGUCUUCAUAUUUUGACUUUGACUUUGAAAACUCCAACAUUUGACCAUCUUCACAUAACCUCCAAAUUCCCAAUCUCAGAUCGUUUUCUCCUCCAUUUCCUUCAUCAAUUUCACGAAGACCGAUAACAAUGGCGGGAUUGUUUACGUACGCCAUCGGCGGCGGCGGAUUAUUCCUUAUCGGCGCUUCUGAAUCGAUUAUCUCAACCUCCGAAACCCUAAAACAAAUCUCCCGUUCGUCGUCUCUCUCAUCAACACCGCUUCCAUCGUCGAUUGCUCGAUCAAAAUCGGUUUCGUUCGUUACAUCCUUAACUUUCUUCGCAAUCUCUCUUAUUUCCUUCUUAUUCAUCUUAAAUUCUUUGAUUUCCAUAAUCGAUGCUCUGAAAUCGAAAGAUCAAACCGGCGUUGUUCUUCAAUUUGAGGUGAUUUCGAUUUCCGCUUUGUUUUUCCUUUUCUCUGUUUUAGGUAUAUUGACAAAUCUUCGAAUAUCGUUCCAAUUUCCAUCGUUAAUCCUCAACACGCUCUGUCUAUUCGGUUUCGUCGAAGAAUUCUUCCUUUUUUACAUCCAGAAGAAAGAUCCAGAUGGAAUUGAGAAUCGUUACUAUGAUCUAUUGCUUGUUCCAAUCUCUAUCUGUAUCGUUUCCACCAUCCUCGAACUCAAAUCCCCAAAAUCAAACUAUUCUCGAUUAGGUCGUGGAGUUGGACUGGUUUUGCAAGGUAUGUGGUUCAUACAGAUGGGAUUCUCCUUCCAUUCCAAUUUGAUUUCCAAUGGUUGUUUCAUUCGUGAAAAGAGUAGAGGAAAUUUCACCAUUAGAUGCAAAGGACACCCUGAGUUUCACAGAGCUAGAGCCAUUGCCACCCUGCAAUUCAACUGUCAUCUUGCACUUCUUGUCUGUUUCAUUACUGGAGUUUACAGUUUCGUUAGCCAAAAGCAUGGUGUUAGCCAUGAAUCAAUGCAAUAUAAACCGCUUGGUGCCGAGAUGCAGCAUUUGGAUUUGGAUCAGACUCAGUUCACUUUGGAUAGUGAAGAUGAUGAAGAUGAUCAUGGUGUUGUUAAGGAUAAGGAAAAUGUGUUCAUCGACAAGAUUCCUGCGAUCAACGGGUAUGGUUCUGAUCACUAAAAUGGUUUGAUUUUUGGGGAUUUUUUGGUGAUUUUGGAGAUGAGAUUAGAGAUUGAAAUCGAUAAAGAUUACAAGUUUGAACAUCUACACAUCCAAGCUUUUGCUACAAUUUGGGCAUUGUAAGCAUUAUUUUGAAUCUUGAUUUCUGUUAUAGUUUUUGUUUAUGGAUCAUGAUGAUGAUGAUGAUGAUGAUGAUGGGUUAAAAGAUAGUUUCUGGUUCAUCUAUUUGCUUCAAUCCAGACCCAUACCUGCUUUCAUUUGCAACCUGCAAACAUUAUUUGGAUAUUGAUUCUAUGUAUCUUGAUAUUGAUUCUAUGGAUCUUGAUGUUGAUUUUG